This is a messenger RNA of Fulvia fulva, 285 nucleotides long. RefSeq lists its product as uncharacterized. Bases 1 to 285 code for a protein of 94 amino acids. NCBI's taxonomy places the organism in Eukaryota, Fungi, Ascomycota, Dothideomycetes, Mycosphaerellales, Mycosphaerellaceae. The record is from RefSeq and is a predicted model, not a curated record. The transcript is spliced from 3 exons.
AUGGGUUACUGGAACGAUAUGGCCGAUUCGAUGAAGGAUGCGUGGAAAGGGCAAGGAGGUGGCCUUCAAGGUGCCUCAUCAGCCGUUGGCGAUAUGGCAGCAGAACAGACCAAGUCCAGCGGACAGAAGAAGAGCGACGCAGCAUCAUCAUCCUUGACGGAGAUGGCAGGCGGCAACAAGAAGACCGGCGAUACCGUCGGCGGCACUUCGAUCGAUACAGGACAGCAGGGCGCGAACCAGCAGACGGGUACUGCUGACCACUUGGGUGUGUCCAUGAAGAAGUGA